Messenger RNA from Gilbertella persicaria, 1158 nucleotides. Its product is annotated as GDP-mannose 4,6 dehydratase. Lineage: Eukaryota; Fungi; Mucoromycota; Mucoromycetes; Mucorales; Choanephoraceae. The record is from RefSeq and is a predicted model, not a curated record. Gene Ontology annotation, molecular function: GDP-mannose 4,6-dehydratase activity. The transcript is spliced from 3 exons. Gene Ontology annotation, biological process: GDP-mannose metabolic process. Bases 1 to 1158 code for a protein of 385 amino acids.
AUGUCUGAAAACCUCAUUGCUUCCCUCCAAGUUGGUCGUACUUCUCCUUCCAUGACUGCUGAAGAAUACAGAGCCCGUAAGGUUGCCCUUAUUACUGGUGUUACUGGUCAAGAUGGUUCCUACUUGACUGAAUUUUUGUUGGAAAAGGGUUAUGAAGUCCACGGUAUUAUCCGUAGAUCUUCUUCCUUCAACACUGGUCGUAUUGAACACAUCUACAAGGACAGACACGAUCAAGUGCUAAUUGACGAUCCCUUACUUAAUUUAGGUGUCAAGUUCUUCCUUCAUCAUGGUGAUUUGACUGACUCUACAUGUCUUGUCCACAUCAUUUCUCAAGUCCAGCCUACUGAAGUAUACAACUUGGCUGCUCAAUCUCACGUUAAGGUCUCUUUUGAUAUGUCUGAAUACACUGGUGAUGUUGAUGCUCUUGGUACACUCCGUCUUUUGGAUGCCAUCCGUACCUGUGGUCUUGCUGACCGUGUUCGUUUCUACCAGGCCUCUACUUCUGAACUCUACGGUAAGGUCGUUGAAACUCCUCAAAAGGAAACCACUCCCUUCUACCCUCGUUCUCCUUAUGGUGUUGCUAAGCUCUACGGUUACUGGAUUGUUGUCAACUACCGUGAAUCUUAUGACAUGUAUGCCUGUAACGGUAUCUUGUUCAACCACGAAUCUCCUCGUCGUGGCCGUACCUUUGUCACUCGUAAGAUUACCCGUGCUGUUGCUGAUAUCCAUUUGGGUCGUCAAGACUGUCUCUACCUUGGUAACAUUGAUGCUAAGCGUGAUUGGGGACAUGCCCGUGACUAUGUUGAAGGUAUGUGGCUCAUGCUUCAACAAGACAAACCUCAAGACUUUGUCUUGGCCACAGGUGAGACCCACACUGUCCGUAGCUUUGUUGAAAAGGCCUUCAAGGUCACUGGCCGUAAUAUUGUUUGGGAAGGUGAGGGUGUGAAUGAAAUUGGUAAAGAUGCAGAUUCUGGCAAGGUCCGUGUUCGUAUCGAUCCUAAAUACUUCCGUCCUGCUGAAGUUGAUUUGUUGUUGGGUGAUCCUACCAAGGCUAACACUGAAUUGGGCUGGAAGCGUAAGGUUGACUUUGAUGAAUUGGUCACUGAAAUGGUUGUUGCUGAUAUCGAAGGUGGUCUCAACUCUUCAACAUUAAUGUAA